Schistocerca gregaria is the source of this 516-nucleotide messenger RNA. RefSeq lists its product as uncharacterized. The transcript has 3 exons. Bases 1 to 516 code for a protein of 171 amino acids. The record is from RefSeq and is a predicted model, not a curated record. Lineage: Eukaryota; Metazoa; Arthropoda; Insecta; Orthoptera; Acrididae.
AUGACCUGGCCGGCCCGGCCCCGGCCAGCAGCCGCGCCAGCUUCAAAGCCCGCCUCUGUCUGCAAACGCGGCGGCGGCGGCGGCUGGGCUGGGCGCUCACUGCGCCGCGAAAACUGGCCCGCCCCCACCUACUGGGCCACCGUUCCGCCCUGCCUUGUGCUGUUCUCUGCUGCGGCCGAUAUCUGGCUCGCGGUGCAGCCGCUCUCUGUAAAGGCCCGCCGCACUCGCGCUAGCUCCGGAAAUAUUCACCGCCAGGAGACCCGCGCCGGCUCGCCUCCAGUGAACUACGGCUGCGUCGCCUCGGCGCUGCGCGGACCGCCUGCAUUCGCGGCCCCGAGGCGGGUCUGGGCGUGGGCGUGGGCCUUCAGAGGUAGCGCCCUGGGCUGGGCGUGUGCCGCCGCCGCCGCCGCCGCCGCCGCCGCCGCCGUGAAUCGCGUGCCUGCCGCGCGUCCCGCAGGGGCCAGUGCUGGCGCCGCCGCUGUGGCCGCGGAAAUAACUCGCGACGGCGGAAGUUAG